Molecule: messenger RNA, 2920 nt
Organism: Schistosoma turkestanicum
Lineage: Eukaryota; Metazoa; Platyhelminthes; Trematoda; Strigeidida; Schistosomatidae
Source: the annotation of a GenBank genome assembly
GAUGAUUAUUUAUGUGUAAAUAUAUCUAUUCAUAUGAAAGCAAAAAUUCAUACUCUGUAAAAACAUCUAAACAUCUUUUUAAUCGGAAUCAAUUACUUGAAUAUAAAAAUAAAUUUGUUUAUUUAAUAAAUUUUUGUUAUGAGUUUACACAAUGAAAAUUUGCUCAUUGAGUAAUUUGAAACUGGACAACAAUAUACCCUAAUUAAUGCAACCUUGGAAUUAAGUGAAUGAAUACUUAUGCAACUACAUAUCCAACACAUUCAUUUUUAUGCGUAUAUAUCUUCAAAAAAUUCAUUUAAACGAAUAAAAACUACAAAUUGUUGAAAAGAAGGAAUCAUUUGGCUAAAUGUAAAAUAGCUUCAUAUUUUUACAUUUAAUCAAAUAAAUAUUAUUUUAUUUUUCCAGUACAUCAAAAAGAUCACUUAUUACUAUUAUUAUUAUCAUCAUUAUUACUAUUAUGUACUAUUAUGUACACGUCAGUAGGUUGUUUUCCUUAGAAUUGAAAUGCUUCAUCAAUGUUCAUUUACAUACUUAUUAUCAACAGUCUAUCUCUUCAUAUUUAUACAAUUCGAACAAAGGAAACAACAAAAACUUAGGAGUAUAGAAAUUAUUGGACCACCUUUGUUGGAUUAUUAUUAUCAUUAUUAUUAUUACCACUAAUAUUCACAAAGUAACAUUAAACAGGAUUAUUUGCAAUUAUUUAUAAUAUCCAAACCCUAACUUUACUUCGUCUGUGCAUAAACAGUUAUUAUUCGAUAAUUCUGUGUGAAUAAUUGCUUUCUCGACUACAAUGUUAACCUUAUCUUACCUUAUCUUUUAAUCUACACACCAUAUGAAUCCAGAUACUGUAUUACGAAUUGGUAAAGUAUUUGAAACUCCAUAUGGAGGAGAUGGAGUUGAUUUUGUGGAUCAAUUAAAUUAUCAGUUUACUGGUGGAUUGUUGAUUAUAUUUAUAGCUGUAAUUGGAGUGAGACAAUAUGUUGGUAAACCUAUUCAAUGUUGGGUGCCACAAGAGUUCACACAUUCAUGGGAGGAAUAUGCAGAAAAUCUCUGUUGGGUACAGAAUACAUAUUUCCUUCACCCAAGUGAUCAAGUCCCUGAAGAUGAUUAUGAAUUAACGAAAGUUAGAUAUAUUGGUUACUAUCAGUGGAUAGCUAUCGUAUUAGCUGGGCAAGCGAUGUUAUGUUGGGUGCCUCAAAUACUAUGGCGAGUCGGAUCAAAACGAUUACCUGUUUUACUACGAUCAGCCAAAGAGGCAUCAAUACCAGAUAGAGAACUUAGACAGAAAGCUAUUUCUUGUUUAGUCGCUACAUUAGAAGAACAAGCUGAAUCAACUGCCAGACACAGAAGAGCAACCAGUACAAUGAAAAGAAUAUUAUGUAGCUUACGACCAAAUACACGUAUAACUUUUCUGUUUUUUAUAGUUCGUAUUUGUUUUAUUGGUAAUUCAGUUGGUCAAAUUUACCUCAUGAAAAAAUUUAUUGGGACCAAUAGUACCAUGUUUGGUAUGGAUGUUUUAAAUGAUUUGAUUUCUGGACAAGAAUGGGAGACUUCAGGUAAAUUUCCACGUGUGACAUUUUGCACGGUACGUGUCAGGAAAAUGGGGCAAAUCAAGCCUGCAAGCUACACUCUUCAAUGUGUAUUACCAAUUAAUUAUUUUGUGGAAAAGGUAUAUGUCUUUCUAUGGUUUUGGUUUGUGAUUCUUUCAAUCGUUACCAUAUUAAGUACACUUCAAUGGGCUUUCAAUACACUUGUACCAGUUAGACGAAUAGCUUAUAUAAAACAAUAUAUUCGAGCUAUUCGACAACUUUCUAAUACUGAAGAAAGAGAUUGUACACGAUUCGUAAAUUAUAAUCUUGGUCCAGAUGGUGUACUAAUACUACAAGUUGUUUCUAGGGUUUCCAGUGAUUUAAUUGCAUUAGAUGUGACAGCAACUUUAUGGAGUAAUUAUAGACACGCCAAAAUAACUGGCACUGAAGAAGACAUCAACCGAUUUUUGGAGAAUGUCAAUCGAGGAACCAACGCCGUAUAGUAAUAGUCUGGUCGGGUAAUAAAAAACAACAUCAAAAUACUUCACACAAUAACAUGAACAUGCUGAAUUUACCCCAAUCCCUACUUAUAUUGAGUUUUACCCUUAUUGUGAAACCAAAUUACCCGACCGUAACAAAGUAAUCCAUCAGAAACGCUCAAACAAUUCCGAUUAUUCAAGAAAAAAAUACAAUUUUUGCAAUGUUUCAGAUAAAUUCCACAGAAGACCCUUCAGGCAUGUACCUUUAACCGAACAUACACAGACUUUUAGAGAUGUUUUGUUUACACGCCUUACCAUUCAAAAAAAUAUAAAUCACAUGUAAUCAUUCUGUGAGUCAGUUAUUUUAGGUCAUUUUUAAAUUAUUAUUAUUACUACUACUAUUACUAAUACUAUUAAUAUUAUAACAUCUGACACAAUUAAUUUUAUUCAGCAACGAGUAAUGAAACAACUCAUUUUUCUAUAAUGUCACUGAUACAUACCCUUUCUAAAUGAAUUAACCGAAAACAGAAUUCUCUUCAAUAUAUAUAAAUAUUUAAAAACCACAGAUAGAUUGUUUAAUAGUUUUCAAUUUUUUAUUAGAAUCUGUAUAAUAAAUGACAUGAAAAAAAAACCAUUUCAAAUUCUCUUCCUACUACUCUUUUCAUUACCUUUUUUUCAUAGACACUUCGUCUUCUUUGAUUCUUUUUUUCAUGAUACUUAUCUUCAUUUCAAUCUAUAAGAACAAUCGCCAGUUUUUCUUUGCAAGAUAUUUAGUUAUUUGAUUUUAGCAACAUUCACGUUUAAUAAUUAGCUCUGGUAGAAGAAAACAAAAUAAGCGAAGCAGUUGAAAUUUGAACUGCAUUUUAAUAGUUGACUGAGACCAAGUAGAAAUUUCAACCAAAAAAAUAGUAA